AAAAAAAAAAAAAAAAAAAACAAACAAACCGGUAAUCACGCGGGGAAAGAGUGAUCUCAUUCUCAUCGUCAAUUUAUCACAAUUCACAUCAGUGAGGAGCAAAAUCCGAAAGUGAAGAUGGCCUGUUACUAAUACUAAUCUAACGAUCUCUUGUUUUUACAAAAGAAACCUUCAUCCAAAAAUCGGCUUUAAUCAUAACUCUUUUACUUUCUUUUUGCAUUUCCCUGCAUUUACACGUUUUCUUCUCUCUCUGUUUCCUCUUUCGUUUCUCUCCUUAUCUGUUUCUUAACGAUGGGCUUUCGCUAGAUCUCGUCUCAAUUCCUCUUGUUUUUGAUAGGCAAUGGCGUCGAAGCGGGGAUUAUCCGGGUCCGGCAUCCACAGGAACCGAGGCGGAGGCUGUGGAUCUCGAUUGCGCAUUGCAUUUUUCAUUUUCUUCUCUGUUCUGGCGCCGUUGAUUUUCUUUGUUGGCCGAGGUCUAUAUACAAGUACUUCCAUUGAUCAAAGUAAUACUCGAGUAAUUUCUAACAAGGGGGACUUAGAUUGGAGAGAACAGCUGGCCUUGCAUCAUGUUAAAUCCCUUCUCUCUAAAGAAGUCAUUGAUGUAAUCACAGCCAGUAGAGCAGAUCUGGGGCCUUUAAGCCUUGAUUCUUUCAGAAAAAACAAUUUGUCAGCCUCAUGGAAAGUUAUAGGAGUAGAGACAAUGGUCAAGAAUACUACUACUUCUGAGCUGCAAAAGACCGAAACAGUUGCUAAGCAAGGAGCACCAAGGGACAAAGUGGAUGAUGUCUCUGGUAAUAAUUCUUCUCAAUUUCUGUACACGCCUGCUAAACUAGCUCGAAGGGUAUGUGUCAUCUUUUUGUGCAGUAUAGCAGUUUCUCAGAGAUUGAAAGAAAAAAUGCGGGAAAAGCGUGCAUCUGACUUGGUGCGGCAAGAUAAUGAAGCAAUUUUAAAGCUUGAAAAUUCAGCCAUUGAGCGGACUAAAUCAGUUGACACUGCAGUUCUGGGCAAAUACAGUAUAUGGCGGAAAGAAAAUGAGAAUGAGAACUCUGAUGCAACAGUACGCUUAAUGCGGGAUCAGAUGAUAAUGGCAAGGGUAUAUAUCAGCAUUGCAAAGAUGAAGGACAAGCUUGACUUGCACCGUGAACUACAGAUCCGGCUCAAGGAGAGUCAGCGUGCCCUUGGAGAGGCAACAGCUGAUUCUGAUCUGCAUCACAGUGCACCUGAGAAAAUCAAAGCCAUGGGCCAAGUUCUGUCAAAAGCGAGAGAGCCAUUGUAUGACUGCAAGUUGAUCACUGGAAAGCUCAGAGCGAUGCUUCAGACAGCAGAUGAGCAAGUUAGGAGCUUAAAAAAACAGAGCACUUUCCUGAGUCAGUUAGCUGCAAAAACAGUUCCCAAUGGAAUCCAUUGCUUGUCUAUGCGCCUAACAAUAGAAUACUAUCUACUUCCUCCUGAGAAGAGAAAUUUCCCAAGAAGUGAGAAUUUGGAAAAUCCUGAUCUUUAUCAUUAUGCCCUCUUCUCUGACAAUGUCUUGGCUGCAUCAGUAGUUGUCAACUCAACCAUCAUGAAUGCCAAGGAUCCUUCCAAGCAUGUGUUCCAUCUUGUUACUGAUAAGCUUAACUUUGGAGCUAUGAAUAUGUGGUUUCUAUUGAACCCUCCUGGAAAAGCCACUAUACAUGUUGAAAAUGUUGAUGAAUUCAAGUGGCUUAACUCAUCCUAUUGUCCAGUUUUACGGCAGCUUGAGUCUGCUGCUAUGAAAGAGUAUUACUUCAAGGCAAAUCAUCCAACUUCUCUUUCAUCUGGUUCUUCAAACCUGAAGUAUCGGAACCCAAAGUAUCUUUCAAUGCUGAACCACCUGAGGUUCUACCUUCCACAGGUCUAUCCCAAGUUAGAUAAGAUCCUGUUUCUUGAUGAUGACAUUGUCGUUCAGAAAGAUUUAACUGGAUUAUGGUCAGUUAAUCUGAAUGGAAAAGUCAACGGGGCAGUGGAAACCUGUGGUGAAAGCUUCCACCGGUUUGAUAAGUACCUAAACUUCACAAAUCCUCAUAUUGCAAGAAACUUUGAUCCAAAUGCUUGUGGGUGGGCAUAUGGGAUGAAUAUUUUUGAUCUUAAGGAAUGGAAAAAGAGGGAUAUCACUGGAAUAUAUCAUAAGUGGCAAAACAUGAAUGAAGAUAGGGUACUUUGGAAGCUCGGAACGUUGCCUCCAGGCCUUAUUACAUUUUAUGGUCUGACUCAUCCACUUGAGAAGUCAUGGCAUGUUCUUGGUUUGGGUUACAAUCCAAGCGGUGAUCGGUCAGAGAUUGAAAAUGCAGCAGUGAUCCACUACAAUGGCAACAUGAAGCCAUGGUUGGAGAUAGCAAUGACAAAGUACCGGUCAUACUGGACCAAGUACAUCAAGUACGAUCAUCCUUACCUUCGCAGCUGCAAUCUAAAUGAAUGAGAAUGCAACUAAGAUACAACUCAAAUGGUCUUCCUCUCACUGUCUGCAAAUUUAAAGGUCAGUUGAUUAAGCACAUGAGAAGGAAUGCAGCUGAAUUUUCUGUGCUGCUAUUCCUUCUUACCCACAUUGUUUAUUCUUCUUUGUAAUUCAUUAAAUUUGUUUUCGCUAAUCAUCCAUUUGAACUAGGUGAUAGAUUUUAUGCAUUGUUGACCUGUAAAAACCAUACUAUGCAGUUCUCCCCCCCCCCCCUUUCUGUUUCCUUCUUUUAUUUCUUCAUAGCCACGUUCAAUUUUGGACAGGGAUAUUAAACUUCAUAUAAAUGUGAAUGUUAUGUAUUCUUUUGACAAUGAUCUAUAAUAUCAUGGAAUUUCUGCCUUCCUACA
This is a messenger RNA of Manihot esculenta (cassava), 2820 nucleotides long. RefSeq names its product polygalacturonate 4-alpha-galacturonosyltransferase. Gene Ontology annotation, molecular function: polygalacturonate 4-alpha-galacturonosyltransferase activity. The record is from RefSeq and is a predicted model, not a curated record. Bases 341 to 2437 code for a protein of 698 amino acids. NCBI's taxonomy places the organism in Eukaryota, Viridiplantae, Streptophyta, Magnoliopsida, Malpighiales, Euphorbiaceae. The transcript has 11 exons.